Urocitellus parryii (Arctic ground squirrel) is the source of this 1144-nucleotide messenger RNA. The record is from RefSeq and is a predicted model, not a curated record. NCBI's taxonomy places the organism in Eukaryota, Metazoa, Chordata, Mammalia, Rodentia, Sciuridae.
AGCAAGACAGAGGGAGCCUUGCUCCUGAGGAGCUCCGAUUCACGUCCCYGAGGGGUGCCAGGAGCCUCGGCCAGGUCCAACAGCUGCCCCCCAAAUGGACUCCCAUAACAUGUCCUGGAUUCGGUACCCAAGCCAUGUGUCCCCAGCYGUGGAAGAUGUCAUUGCUGCACAAAGUGUCAUCUCCAGGUGCAUGCAUGUGUAUGUUGCUCUGCUUGUACCGCUGAGCUUGGUGAUGGGGCUCUUCAACCUGAUCACUUUCAUUCGGAACCAUGGCAAGCUGGUGGCCCUGGACAUGCUGCUCUCAGGCCUCACRGUCACAAGUAUCCUGGUGACACUGCUGUCACUCAAUGCUGCCAGCAGGCCUGACUACAUACUCACAACCAACCUGCACUGUGGGGUCCUCUCCUUCUUCUCCAAUAUGUGCUAUUUCAAUGCCCAGUACCUGCAGACGGCCAUGCUUGUCCUGUUUCUAUUGCCGGGUUCCUCGAGCUACCUGCUCACAGGGGCCCAGGGCACCUGGAGGCCUCUGGCGGGCCUGGCUGCCAUUUGGGGCUGCGCUGUCUGCAGCUCUCUGGUUGUGGUAUCCCUGCUGGGUACAUCCAGAGAGCUGCACCAAACCACCCUGUGCCAGGCGGACCCCCUGACGGCCUGGCCUGAGUACGAAAUUGUUAAGUUCAGCCUGGGCUUUGGGCUYGCCCUCGUUCUCAAGCUGGUUCUCCUUCUGCUGCUCUCUGCUAAACCGGCCUGGCGGACAGCUUUCACCSGGAGGGACACCGCCUCUGCACGCUGGGUGGUACUGGCCAUCACUCUGAAUAUGUUUGCCUGCCGACUCUUCUCCAGCACAGUGCUCCUCCAACGGGCCAGGCGGAAGAUGCAGAGGGACAUAGGCUCCCCGCGGGAUGAGCUGCUCAUGAACCUGGCAGAACUGGUCCUGUCUGGGGAGAGCUGUGUGAACUCCCUGUUUACCCUCGUCUUCCACAAGCCCUGCAAGCUCAUGCUGCUGGACGCCCUAGGGCGCCUCACACAGAGGUGCAGAAGAGGAGGCACCAACAACAGCGUCUCCUAGAACAGGACAGGGGCUGGGUCUGAUCCUGCCUUCUGGCAUGAGCCACAGGGAAAGCAGCAGAGCCUUCUUGGUGUUUAA